This is a messenger RNA of Trichechus manatus latirostris (Florida manatee), 939 nucleotides long. Its product is annotated as olfactory receptor 13D1-like. Gene Ontology annotation, biological process: G protein-coupled receptor signaling pathway; detection of chemical stimulus involved in sensory perception of smell. Bases 1 to 939 code for a protein of 312 amino acids. Lineage: Eukaryota; Metazoa; Chordata; Mammalia; Sirenia; Trichechidae. The transcript has a single exon. Gene Ontology annotation, cellular component: plasma membrane. Gene Ontology annotation, molecular function: olfactory receptor activity; G protein-coupled receptor activity. The record is from RefSeq and is a predicted model, not a curated record.
AUGGGGAAUUACUCUGCCGUGACUGAAUUCUUUCUGGUGGGGCUUUCCCAAUACCCAGAGCUCCAGCUUUCUCUGUUCAUGUUCUGCCUUAUCAUGUACCUGAUAAUACUCCUGGGAAACAGCCUUCUUAUUAUCAUCAGCAUCCUGGAUUCUCGCCUCCACACCUCCAUGUACUUCUUCCUUGGGAACCUCUCAUUUUUGGACAUCUGUUACACAUCCUCUUUUGUUCCUCCAAUGCUUAUCAUAUUUAGGUCUGAGAGAAAAUCCAUCUCCUUCACUGGCUGUGCUCUUCAGAUGGUCAUCUCCCUUGGUUUAGGAUGCACUGAGUGUGCUCUCCUGGCUGUGAAGGCCUACGACAGGUAUAUGGCUAUCUGUAACCCACUGAGGUACCCCAUCAUCAUAAACAGGAUACUCUGUGUGCACAUGGCUGCAUGGUCCUGGAUCAUAGGCUGUGUGAACUCCCUAGUGCAAACAGUUCUGCCAAUGAUGUUACCUUUUUGUGGGAAUAAUGUCAUUGACCAUCUUACCUGUGAGUUACUGGCUCUUCUUAAACUCAUCUACUCAGAUAUCUCCAUCAAUGUGCUUAUUUUAACAGUGGGAAGUAUUGUUUUUUUAGUGAUUCCUCUACUGUUAAUUUUCAUCUCCUAUGUUUUCAUCCUCUCUACCAUCCUGAGACUUAAUUUCACUGAGGGGAGAAAGAAAGCCUUUUCUACCUGCUCAGCCCACCUAGCUGUGGUAAUCUUAUUCUAUGGUUCAGCCCUUUUUAUGUACAUGAAACCAAAAUCAAAGGACACAAAGGUAUCUGAUGAGAUAAUUGGGCUGUCUUAUGGAGUGGUGACUCCAAUGUUGAACCCCACCAUCUACAGUCUGAGGAAUAAGGAGGUAAAAGAGGCUGUGAAGAAAGUUAUGAGCAGACGCCUGUACUCAUGGAAAAUAUGA